GACCCUGAAGGUCACACAACGGACCCUGGAUAGCUACCACAAGCAUAUCCAGGAUUUUGAGUCAUGGGCGCGCCAGCACAACCACCGGGUAAACUUGGACAGCCUGGACAGAUUGGUGGUUCGCUACAUGACCCAGCUGGCGCUGGAGGAGGAAGUGCAGCCGAGUGCCAGCGCAUACCUCGUCUUUGGUCUUCAGCUUCUUCGUUGCAAUAAACCAAAGGUCGAGUUCCUCCCUCUUUCCAAGGAAGCUUUGGCUGGCUGGCGAAAGCUGGCACCAGGAGGCAUGCGCCUCCCGGUCCCGGAGGAGUUCAUCUUUGACUUUGCGCACCUUGCCCUAGAUGAUGGCCACGUGGACAUCGCCUUCGGCAUGAUUCUGCAGUACGACACCUACCUCAGACCCUCAGAAUGCCUAGGCCUGGAGCAGCAGCACCUUGGCUUCCCUGCCGGGGGACGCUACAACAAGUGGUCCAUAGUGGUGGCUCCGUUCCAACUUGGAGCUACUACAAAAACAGGCAAGUUCGACGACUCCGUGCUUGUGGCGGACAAAAGUGACCGAGCCUGGCUUACUCAAGCUAUGGACCUGUACGUGAAGCAACACCCUGGCAAACUCUUCCCCAAGCUCACCCUGGCCAAAUACGAAGCCUGGUUCAGGAACGCAGCCGGGAAGUUGAAAUACAAGUCGAAGUGUGUGAUGCCCCAUAUCCUUCGCCAUUCUGGAGCCUCAAAUGAUGCCUACCACAAAAGGCGUUCACUUUUGGACAUCCAGAAAAGAGGGCGCUGGGAAGCUAAGAAGUCAGUUUCUCGAUAUGAGAAACAUGCGCUUCUUCUCAAGCGUUGGGAACAGGCUGCAGCGGAUCGCUUACCAGCUAUCCGCCGCAGGUCUCAGGCGCUUCCUGGGCGUCUACUGCAAGCGCUGCGAUGA
This is a messenger RNA of Symbiodinium pilosum, 922 nucleotides long. The record is from the annotation of a GenBank genome assembly. NCBI's taxonomy places the organism in Eukaryota, Dinophyceae, Suessiales, Symbiodiniaceae.